AUGCAGUACGAAUGGGCACAGAAUGAAACUUGGUACAACAAUGACAUCAACGCUUUCGGCAAUUACUCCCAAGAUGAUAACGUUACUACACUCCCAGAUCCUAUCGAGAAUAAGGCGGUUCAAGCCAUUUUUUGUACAGCAUAUACGAUUAUUUUCGUUGUAGGAAUCUUCGGUAAUGCUCUUGUUUGCUAUGCGGUAAUCAGAAACCGAGCCAUGCAAACCGUCACUAAUCUCUUCAUCACGAACCUCGCUUUAUCCGACAUAUUACUAUGUGUGUUUGCUGUACCAUUUACUCCUCUUUACACUUUUUUAGGAAGAUGGGUCUUUGGCGGUUUGUUAUGCCAUAUAAUGCCUUAUGCCCAAGGUUGUAGCGUUUAUAUUUCAACUCUAACUCUGACUUCGAUAGCCAUUGACAGGUUUUUCGUAAUAAUAUAUCCAUUUAAACCAAGAAUGAAAAUAAAAACGUGUAUCGGCCUUAUAGUUUUCAUCUGGGUAUUUGCAUUAUCGGUUACUUUUCCAUACGGCUAUUACAUGGCACUUCAAGAUAUAUUUUGUGCUGAGAAGUGGCCUUCAGAUCAAAUCCGAAAAGCUUUUGGAGCAGUUACGACUAUCAUGCAAUUUGUUUUGCCAUUUAUUGUUAUGGCCUUCUGUUACACUUGUGUUAGUAUAAAAUUAAAUGAUCGUCUGAAAUCUAGACCCGGUAGUAAAAAUAGUAAGAAAGAAGACGCAGAGAGAGAAAGAAAGAGAAGAACAAAUAGAAUGCUGAUAGCAAUGGUGGCAAUAUUUGGACUAUCGUGGUUACCAUUGAAUUUAAUUAACAUAAGUAGUGAUUUUUAUUCAUUUGCUGAAGAUUGGAGAUACUAUAUGGUGUUAUUUUUUGUAGCCCAUUUUAUAGCUAUGUCUUCCACUUGUUACAAUCCUUUUCUUUAUGCGUGGUUAAAUGAGAACUUCCGCAAGGAGUUCAAGCAAAUUCUUCCAUGUCUAGGAGCCUUUGUAACAAAAAAAACGAAGAGGAACUUCAACCAAUCAGAUCGGACGGGGAUGUUUCGCUCAGAGAAAACUUGCAACGGAAACGACACGAUACAGGAAUCCUUGCUAACAUCGACCGUAACGAAACCUUCUGUUAAAUAUAGAAUAGAAUUUAAUGAAAAUUUAAAAGUAUAUGAAGAUGAAGUAGAAAAUAUAAGUCCAGAUGAAAAACCUGAGGAUACUUCUAGUCCGAAUGGAGACUGUGUUAAAAUGUAUAUGUUUGUAAAUAAGUCCAUUACUACAUCGGACAAGGAACCUAUUGUUUCUGCUCUAUAAUUUAGUACCUAUUUCAUUAAAAAUGAAAUGAAUGUAUCACCAAAUGCAACUAAUCUUUACUAGCUUUAAAAUAUUUAAAAAAAUUAGGUGAAGUCUAAAAUUAAAUAAAAAUUAUGUAUGUGUAAUACAAUGAAAUUAGUGUUGAAUUAUAUAGUCGAUUUUGUCAUUCGGUGUUCAAUCUAAAAUAUAUGUAGUAUGUAUUUUAAAUUGUAAAUUUAUGUAAAUAAAAUAUCAAAAAGCAUUUACAUCAAUAAUGUUCUUAAGAACAGUGAGCCCAUUGAUGAACAUGCUUUUUUUAGAUUUAAUUUUAUUGUAAAUUAUUUUUAUAAUAAUUAUUAUAAAGAAAAUAUUGUAUUAUAAGAUGCCUUGUAACCAUUGUGUCAAUAAUAGAUGAAACAUGUGCAAUUCGCUGUCAUAAUAAUAAAGUAUACCAAAGAU
Melitaea cinxia (Glanville fritillary) is the source of this 1743-nucleotide messenger RNA. It is a transcript of the gene NGR-A10, whose product is annotated as prolactin-releasing peptide receptor-like. Gene Ontology annotation, molecular function: neuropeptide Y receptor activity; neuropeptide binding. NCBI's taxonomy places the organism in Eukaryota, Metazoa, Arthropoda, Insecta, Lepidoptera, Nymphalidae. The record is from RefSeq and is a predicted model, not a curated record. The coding region runs from base 1 to 1305 and encodes 434 amino acids. Gene Ontology annotation, cellular component: neuron projection; plasma membrane. The transcript has 2 exons. Gene Ontology annotation, biological process: G protein-coupled receptor signaling pathway.